Cooperia oncophora is the source of this 1188-nucleotide messenger RNA. The record is from the annotation of a GenBank genome assembly. NCBI's taxonomy places the organism in Eukaryota, Metazoa, Nematoda, Chromadorea, Rhabditida, Trichostrongylidae.
UUGUCCAAAAAUGAAGACCUAGUCCGAGUACAAUUUGACUUGUUGCUCAAAUGCCCAGAUGAGAUUAGUGAUGGAACAGUGAGAGUUGUUUCAGAGGGAGCUUCCCUCUUGAGUCUUGUCGUUGUACUCGUACUACGUACUACUACGCGAGCUAGUCAGCUUCUUUCGGUCGUGCCGCAAUCGGCGUGUGAUGAGUGCGUGUCUGGAUGCCGCACGAGUCCUAGCGAUAUGGUGGGAUUCAGGAUCCCGGAUCAUGGACAAGUCAUACAAGGUGCUGACUCCCAAAGCGAUAGGAUUCGCAUACGCUUUCUUCCGACAUCGCUGUCUCCAAGUGUCGAGCGGCGACUGUGCCAAAUGGAAGCCCCAUUACGUCAUUCGCAAUUCCCGGGAUGGCCUUGCGAUGCAACGAGAGUCAUCGAAUACGGGUGGAGAAUCGCAAAGAAGCUAGAAUGGGAGACUAUUGCGCAGUCAGUGCAGUAUGGGCAAGAACAUGGGCGUAUCGUCGUCGUCGUACCGGAAGUCCUGCACAGGAUCAAGUUUUGUCACACGAGCCCAAACAUGGCCAUAUUCUAUUACAAGUCAUUCCGAGAGAUACGUGCUACGAAUACGGCCAUCUUCGCAGACGACGUCGGAAAUGUGAUUCUUGUUUUGCCACCGAGAGAACCGGCUGACCCAUACUCUUGGUUGCAGUUCGUCAACGCACUCAAUUUGUGGCUCUCGUGUGGAGCUCAUGUAAUCAUCGUCAACGGACCCAGAGCAGUCGAAGAAAACAGUUGGGACCGAUUGAACGCCAAGACAAGGAGUCAUAUCAAUGGAUAUGUGGACACGUAUCCAUCGUUUCUGAAUCAGAUACACUGCCUCGUCCCUGCCGAACCUGGAAUUCUCAGUUCUACAAUGGCUUGUCUGAAGGUUGGCGUGGUUCAUAACCCCGAUAGGUGGUGGCCAGUGGAACAAGCAGUCGAGUUUUUCGAAUUUUCUGAAGGAUUACGUGAAGCUCGACUCUGUAAAGAUUCCGAAAACCAUGAAGCCGAGAGGAAAUCCGUCGGUAGUAAGAAGCGCUCAGUCGUCUGGAAGGCCGUGAUAAAAGUUGGCCGAAUUUCUAAGCGCCACUUGAAGCGCGUGGAAAAACGCAAGCUGCGGAGUCUGGAGAGAGCCACCGAGAAAAAGCUGGAACAACUGAAAAUGUAA